UAUUGGACAAAUCCAGGAAUAAAAAUACACUUCCGGUGACGUGGCUCCUCUGGAAAAGGGGAAGCCGUGGCAGGAAAGUUAGCUGCGGAAUCAGCUGGAGAGUGGAACAGCAGCGCUAGCCUACCUCACUGAGCUGGAUGGCAGGGACACACUGGUGGAAGAACUUCAGGAAUCACAACAGGGUGCUCUCUGGAACGAGGGACGGAUGAAAUCAAGAGGCGGUAGGCCCAGCUGGGCGUUGGCUGCACUGUUCACUGGUGCUGCCCUGCUGGUCAUCUCCUCCAAAGGGGCGUCCAGUGGGAAGAUGGUGUCCCAGGCAGCCAUGGCUCAUGCCACAGCCACAGCCGCUGGAUCAGGCCCAGGGCUUCCAGAUGAGUUCCUAGGCUUCCAGGCCUUAGCUGACUUCUUUGCAAGUGAACGUGCCGAUGUCUGGCUCUGCUCUCUGGUUGGGUCUGUUGCUGUAGGCCUCACUGGAAUUUUCCCCCUUCUUGUUAUUCCUAUUGAGGCAGGAGCGGCCCUCGAGACAGCGGCUGGCUGUCGGAAGCUAAAGCAGCUUCUGAGCUUUGCCAUUGGUGGUCUCUUGGGUGACGUGUUCCUCCACUUGCUCCCGGAGGCUUGGGCACAUUCCCACUCCUGCAGCCCAGACGAGAGCCAGCUCCACUACAGGACCCAGGGCCUGUGGGUUAUCAUGGGCAUGCUGUCCUUCCUUCUCCUGGAGAAGAUGUUCCCAGAUGAGAACAGUCAGGAGGACUCCAUUGGUAACAGCCAGCAUGUCCCUACCUCCCAUAGCUCAGACUCCAGUAGUGAGGCGUUGUCCCACAUCAAUGGGCACCAUUCUGAUACGUGGAGCUCGUCCUGCAAGACAAAAAGCAGCUUGCAGCAAGUGCCAAAGAAAAUAAAGACGAGUGGGUACCUGAACCUGCUGGCUAACUGUAUUGACAACUUCACCCAUGGCCUGGCUGUGGCAGGGAGCUUCCUGGUCAGCAGGAAGGUUGGGUGUCUCACCACCUUUGCCAUCCUGCUCCAUGAAAUCCCCCAUGAAGUGGGUGACUUUGCCAUCCUGCUGCGUGCAGGGUUUGACCGCUGGAGUGCCGCCCGCAUGCAGCUAUCCACAGCCCUGGGAGGGGUGCUGGGGGCCUGUUUUGCCCUGUGUGCCCAGUCUCCCAGAGGCACAGAAAAUGCAACAGCGUGGAUCUUACCAUUCUCCUCGGGAGGCUUCCUGUACAUAGCCCUGGUCAACGUGGUGCCUGACCUCCUGGAGGAGACCAGCCUCGGACACUCCCUGUUGCAGAUCCUGCUCCUGUGCUGUGGCAUUGCCGUCAUGGCCGUCUUGUCUGCCGUAGUGGAUUGAGCUCAAAAGACAAGCCUGCUUUACCAAAAAUAUAAUUGAAAACAUCACCGCAACAUUCACUGGACUGGGACGCAAUCCCCCUUUCUAUAAAGUUAAGUCCUCAGAUUGCAUUCAGUCGCCCUUUUUAUUAUAUGGAACUUAUUUUUUUUUUAUACUCCCACCUAGUGCCAAAACAUCCUAUCAGCAUGGCCAUCAACAUGGAAGCGAUCUGACAAUCAGAACGGCACCUUGAAUCAUGAUACCUGCUUUUUCUAUCAGGACUCUGGACCAACUGUGUCCACCUUGUCUGCUGAUCUCUGACUACUGUCUGUGUGGACACUAACGUGCCAAACCCAGACAGAGACAGACAUUUUGAAAUGGCAAGAGCUAAAGAAAGCUUAUUGAAGCUUUCAUGGAAGUGACUGGACUAUCUGAGAGCAUCAGACCAUAAUGGGCAGACACUCAGUCUCAUCCUGUUUUAUUGCACACAUGCACAUACUCAAACAGGUCAUAUCACACACAUUUGAACAGCUCAUGCAUACUGUACAAACUUAACCUCACAUGGCUUUACCAUACUAAAAUGCGUACACAUUUCCUUACAUUCUUCAAAUUGUAUGCUCAUGUGCUGCUUUCUAUUUCUCUUUCAGGCUAAUUUAUAUUCAUUGUGUCUUAUUGGUUUCUGUAUCUGCUUGUACUGCCUAGUAUUUAUUGAAUUAUUUCAGAAAGUAACAUGGUGCAAUGUUUUUGUCAAAUUCUGUUGUGACUUCGCACCAUUGUGUUUUCUGUAGGGUUAAUCUGUUACAUUGAUGUAUAUUCAAGCAAAAAGACCAUGUCUUUUUCAAUUGCAUACUAUACUAAUUUGUUAAGAGACACUCAGACAGAUAUAUUUGAAACUCCUUAAAUAUGAGAGCUUAAUUUCAGGAAAAUAUGAUUUAGAAAUGUUAUAAUAAUAUUAUGCAAAAUAUUUUUGUGUAGUCUUGAUUUUACUAUAUAGUGCUUUCAGAAAGUAUUCACACCCCUUGACUUUUUUUCAUGUUUUUUACAAAGUGGGAUUGAAAACAUAUAUUUUUAAAUCAGCAAUCUACAAUACUCACGUCAAAGUUUUAAAGAAAUAAUUUUAAAAAAUAUUGGAAAAUAAAUCACUGUCUUGAUUAGUUAAGUAUCUAACCCCCUGAGUCUGUUAAACACCUUUGGCAGCGAUUACAACUGAUUUUCUGGGUAAGUCUGAGCUUUGUACACCUGGAUUGUACUAUAGUUGCCCAUUUUAUUUAAAACAUUUAAUUUGGUUAUUGAUCAUUGCUAGACAGCCAUUUUCAAUUCUUGCCAUAUAUUUUCAGUUAGAUUUAAGUCAAAUGAAACUAGGCCACUUGGGACCAUUCAAUGACAUCUUGGUAAGCAACUCGUGUAUAUUUGGCCAUGUGUUUAAGGUAAUUGUCCUGCUGGAAGGUGAAUUUCUCUCCCAGUGUUGGGAAGCUGACGGAACCAAGUUUUCUAGGAUUUUGUCUGUGCUUAGCUCUAUUUAGUUUAUUUUUAACCUAAACAACUUAUUCCUUGCUGAUGACAAGCACACAACAUGAUGCAAUCAUUUUGAGAAUAUGAAGUGCUACACUGUUGUGUUGGACCCAAACAUAAUGCUUUGUAUUCAGGACAAAAAGUUCAUUUCUUUGCCACAUUUUUUUCAGUAUUACUUUAGUGCCUUGUCUCAAACAGGAUGCAUGUUUUGAAAUAUUUGUCGUCUUUUCAGUCUGUUGUCAGUAUUGUGGAGUAACUAAAGUACAAUAUUGUUCCAUUCUCCAUUAAACUCUAUUUUAAAAUCGCCAUUAGCCCCAUGGUGAAAUCCCUGAGCGGUUUCCUUCCUCUCUUGCAACUGAAUUGGGAAUGGCGCCUGAAUCUUUGUCGUGACUGGGUGUAAUGAUACACCAUCCAAAGUGUUAACUGCAUCAUCCUCAAAGGGAUAUGUAAUGUCUGCCCCCACCCUAUUGCGCAGAGUCUGUGCAAUUUAUUUGACUUGUUAAGCACAUGUUUACUCCUGAACUUAUUUAGGCUUGCCAUAAAAGCGUUGAAUACUUAAUGAGUCAAGACAUUUCAGCUUUUCAUUUGUAAAGAUUUUUUUUAUUCCACUUUCACAUUAUUGGGUAUUGUGUGUGUGUGUACAUCAGUGACCCAAAACCUCAACUUAAUAAAUGUUUAA
Messenger RNA from Oncorhynchus mykiss (rainbow trout), 3521 nucleotides. The record is from RefSeq and is a predicted model, not a curated record. NCBI's taxonomy places the organism in Eukaryota, Metazoa, Chordata, Actinopteri, Salmoniformes, Salmonidae.